Molecule: messenger RNA, 4948 nt
Organism: Anas platyrhynchos (mallard)
Lineage: Eukaryota; Metazoa; Chordata; Aves; Anseriformes; Anatidae
Gene: GALK2
Product: galactokinase 2
Biological process (GO): carbohydrate phosphorylation; galactose metabolic process
Cellular component (GO): cytoplasm; cytosol
Molecular function (GO): galactokinase activity; ATP binding
Source: RefSeq, a predicted model, not a curated record
UAUUACUCCAUAUAUCACAAGUUUUUGAUAUUUUUUUUUUCCUCUCCUGUGGCUACUUCUAUUUCAGUUCUGCCCCUGGAAAAUUGCUUCAGAAAGGCAUUAAUCAUAGAAUGGAAUAUUACUAUAUUUUUCUCAGUCCAGGCAUUUAAAACUUCCUGAGGUGAUUAUUGAACAGCAAAAUGGACAACAAUGAGCUGGGCUUGUAAACACAUUUGAAAAGCUCCAGCUCCUCAAAGUUACUGCUGCCAUCAGUCUUGAGGGGUAACGGGAUCUGUGAAGCUACUUGUUUGAGGGAAAGCAGCAGACCCACACGCCAGAAAACCCAAAGGAUAAAAAUAAUGCCGGGGGGAAGCACUGCGGAUUGCCCUACCAUUUUAUGACCGCGCUGCCCCAGUGCACCAUGCCGGGGCGGCUCUGGCCUCAGCACCCCGCACCGCGCCGGGGGCUGUUUUUAAUCCUUCUUUGUUGCCAGCUAAAUUCCGACAGGAAUGAAGUAACAGAUCGCCUUCUGCACGCGGCUAACAGCUUUCCAGCCACCUGCAGACCGCCUUGCGCCAGGAGCUGAGCGGUCCCACCGCCAGGAGGGCUGCGGGGCGCCGACCCCCUGCGGCACCGGCCCGGCGGCUGCACGGCGGGGCUGGGACCAGCGCCGGGACCGGGGCCGGAGCCGCGCCGGGGAGGAAGAGGAGGAGAGGAGGAGGCUGUGCCGGCAGCCCCGCCGCCCGGAAGGCCGGGGCCUGCCCGUCCCGUGACCGCGAGCCCGCCGGAGCCGCCGCCCGCCUCCAGCAGGGGCCGGCGGGGGGGAGCCGCCAUGGCGGGGGACACCCCCAGCAGCCUCCCGGUGCAGGUGGUGGAGCAGCCCAGGGCUUUGGGGAUACUCGGUUAUCCUUUCGUCUUGUGUGCUGUAACCAAUGGCCCGUGCGCUUCGCUGGGACGAAGCGUGCUCUUGCCCACGGUGCUGCACCUGGUGUGUGGCAGUAGAACUUGCUGGCAGUUGAAUGAGCCCUUUUACCCGUGUUAGCGCUGGCAAGGGGAAUUUUCUAAAUUUGUGAUCCCCACAGAUCACAGAGCGCAGUGUAUUUCCGUUGACACAUCUAGAACCUCCAAAUGGAAAGUCUGAAGAACUUUCUGGGAGCUGUUGCUGUAAAACUAUUGCUGAAGCUGAAGGAGAGUUUUAUAGCAAAAUUUGGAUCAGCUCCCAAGUUUUAUGUUCGUGCACCAGGGCGAGUCAACUUAAUAGGAGAACAUAUAGACUACUGUGGUUAUGCUGUGCUCCCCAUGGCUAUAGAACAAGAUAUACUGAUUGCAGUAGAACCUGUAAAUAGUGAUGUUUUGCAACUGGCGAAUACAAAUUCUUUGUACUUGGAUUUUAGUGCUAGUAUUAAUGACAUUCAGAUUGACAAAACCAAAUCUCAGUGGCAUAACUACUUCCUAUGUGGACUGAAGGGUAUUCAGGAACAUUUUGGUCUUAAUAACCCAACUGGAAUGAAUUGUCUGCUAGAUGGAACCAUCCCUCCAAGUUCUGGUCUUUCUAGCUCCAGUGCUUUGGUGUGCUGUGCAGGACUCGUGACACUAAGAGCUAAUGGAAAAACCCUCUCUAAGGUGGAACUUGCAGAAAUUUGCACAAAGAGUGAACGUUACAUUGGCACAGAAGGUGGAGGAAUGGACCAGGCAAUCUCUUUCCUGGCAGAAGAAGGAACUGCCAAGUUGAUAGAGUUCAGUCCUCUGAGGGCAACUGAUGUUAGACUUCCAAGUGGAGCAGUGUUUGUUAUUGCUAACAGUUGUGUUGAAAUGAAUAAAGCAGCAACUUCUCAUUACAAUACUAGGGUAAUGGAGUGUCGUCUGGCUACAAAGCUUCUCUCAAAGUCAAAAGGCCUGGACUGGAAAAAAAUGUUGAGACUCCAAGAUGUGCAAGCCAAGCUAGGAGUUAGCCUAGAGGAAAUGCUGACCAUUGUCGAGGAGGUAUUACAUCCUGAGCCUUACAGCACAGAGGAAAUUUGUAAAUGCCUGGGAAUUAGCCUGGAGGACCUCCGCUCUCAGAUCCUUAGUCAAAACACGCAAGAUGUUUCCACCUUCAAGUUACACCAGCGUGCAAAGCACGUGUAUAGUGAAGCUGCCAGAGUGCUGGAAUUUAAGAAGAUAUGCAACGAAGCACCUGCCAAUGCAAUCCAGCUGCUGGGAGAAUUAAUGAACCAGAGCUAUAUCAGCUGCAGGGAAAUGUAUGAAUGCAGCUGUCCUGAACUGGAUCAGCUGGUAGACAUCUGCCUGCAAUUUGGGGCCGUUGGGUCACGUCUGACUGGAGCUGGAUGGGGUGGCUGCACUGUGUCAAUGGUGCCUACUGACAAGCUGAAUACUUUCCUAAAAAAUGUUAAGAAAGCUUAUUACCAAAGUGAUGUCCAAAGGUUAGCAUUGGAGAAUAAUAGUCUGUUUGCUACCAAACCUGGAAGAGGAGCUUUGGUUUUUGUUGAGGCCUAAAGAACAUAAUUUUUUUUAAAGAAACUAUGUAGGGCAUUUAGAACUGGCAGGACUUCCAAUGCCACAGUAAAUGAAAGCCUUCUCUGUUUUUUAUUAUAGUGAGCAGUUGCUAUUAUCAAAAUACAUUUCUGAAGAAGUGAUUAAAAGAACACUAAGAUCUAUUUUUUUCCCAAUACUAAAAAUAGAUUUCAGUGUAAACAUUCAUUUACAAAAAACUAUUGACAUAGAAAACUGAAAUUGAAAUAAUUUGUUAUAGCAGAUGUAUUUUCUUUUCCUUUUUCUGUAAUAAACGUAAGACCAGGUGGAGCGAUGAAACAUUUUAUUGUAGGGUAGGAACCUUGAAGUGUUUGCAGAGUUUUCACUGCUUGCUCACUUCAGCUGCUGGAUGUUGUUCUGUUUAUAGAAUCCUGUAAAGAUGAAAGAUCAAACUAAGGAAUUAAAAACAACAACAACAAAACAAAAACAAAACAAUGGAAGGACCUUGCUAAACAUUACAAGUUCCAUGCUAGUCUCAAAUAUGAUUUUUGUUGCAAUUAAUGAUAAUAUUGGAGGAGCACCUGCAGGCCAAAUAAAACAUCAGGAGCCCAGUAUGUUAAGCAGGAAAAUGUUCCUCCUAGCUAUAUUCUUCUGUAGCGUGGUGCAAGGGUGACUUAAUAUGAAAGUUUUAAGUGAAAAUCAAUGCUAUCUGUGAGCUGUAUGAUACAAUGUACUCCCCCUACUAAAUGAAUGAACAAAUAGUGAAACAAAGUUUGGGGCUGAGUUGUCCAAAUACUGUAUUUUAAUUGUUCAAUCCUAGCCGUGCAUCUCUAUACUGUGGAUGAAUUUGCAUUUUCAUGCAAGACUGUUACAAAGGAUUAGAUGUAACUCGUUCACCAUGUUAAAAAAAAUUAUAAGGAAUAACUAAGGAGAGAAUUCACUCAGUUGUACUAUGUAACAGUUAAGUAGGUGUGACCAAGAGUUAGUAUCAUUAACUUCUUUCUGACAAACUGUACUCUCUCCCCUACUUUAUGCAGUGCCUAAGGAAGUUACUAGCAGUCUCAAGAUUAUAACUGCAAUGCAUUGAAGUGUAACAUCCACUGUUCAUAGCCCAUCUCCUCAGUAGGAGAAAUAAUUAUGAUUACCCAAAGAGAUGACUGUACGUUAAGAUACCCCAAUAAUAUUCUAGCCAUGCUUCUAAGUACAAGAUUAAUUUCCUGUGCCCACACUAAUUUGCGCUUCUGUGCCAUCUACAAUGAGAACUCAGGAGUUUUGCUCAUGUCAUAACCCUUUUGGCCAUAAAAGAUAGAACAAGAUUUGUCCCUCUGCACAUUUUUAUGAUGCUAAGCACAUGUGGAUGUCUAGAAGUCUGCAUCAAAUUAGGGAUCUCUCAGAAGAGAUCCUCUGGACAUUACCCAUGCUAAUUCAGGCCAAAUAGGAAUUCUUAGAGGCUACUAAUUCUGUGAGAUGACUCUGCCAAAUUUGAACACAGCCAGUGUAGACUGCCAGGUCUUUUCAGGAAUGUCAGAGGGGACAUACAAUGGUAAUACUAUUGCUAGAGAUCUUCUUUUUGUAUUUUGACAAUCAAGAAAAAUUGAACAGAGAAUGCUCUAGAUCAAGCAAAUCAAGUACUCAAGAGGAAAAGGACAGGGUCUAGACAGAAAGAGGAGAAAUGAAGAGACAGAAUUUGGAGGGAGGACAGUUAAAAGAUAUAUUUGACAAGAGCAAGGGAUAAGAGAAACAGGAGAGCAAGAGAACAGGAUCUAGAACUACAGGAAGGUUUAAUCUCAAAACAUUCACUAAUACUAUUGAUGGAAAUGUAGUAUCUUGUAGCCUGUUUGUAAUGUACAGCAGAUGUGCUGUAUGUGCAACCAAAUCUGUAAACAGGACUCCAAAAAUCAAAUAACAAUAGCUAAAUAUCUUCAAGAAUUUUCAAAUUAAACCCGGAGAUUUUAAAGAAAAAUAAUGCCAUGGCCUUAUUAUCACUGGUCUUAAUAAAUACAGUCCUUAGUUUGAGUGAGUCUCUCCUUAUAAUCCUGUCAUAAAAGCAGUGUACUCCUUCAUAUAUUUGAGUUAAACUUUAGUUCAGCUGUAUUCGUGGAAGCUCUAACCAGUCUAUGAGAAGAAUAAGGAUUCAUUUUUUCAAGUUGAAUAUAUCACACAAUCACGGAACCUUCCCAAAAACAUGCAGGCAAACUUUUGGGCUGCAGCACUUUUCAAUGAAUCUUAUAAAUGAUAUUCUCAUAAACAAACUGGCACAAUAAUAAAAGAAUAAAAUCAAAUGUUCUGAACUUCUGAUUAAUUUAUUUCCUUUCCUUUUUUAUUGCUUCAAUUUUUUGCCAUACUUUUGCUGUAAUCUGCAAAUAAAAUUGAGACAUAACUAAUUGAAAGAUUUAUGGUAUUCGGAGUAUAUAAAUUAAAGUUUUGUUGUUGUUGUUGUUUAAACUACCAAUAGGAAGUAAUCGUUUCUUUUUAAAUAAAUUUUAAAAAGAAUGAA